AUAGAGCGGAAAGAAUCAAAAUGCCCAAAAGCCAAAAGCAAAUAGUUUCUAAGUUGAUGAGCUUAGAAAAUGCAAAGCAAUCAAUUAACAACCAAGAAAAGAGGAAGAGAAGAUUGCAAGAUGGAAAAUCAUGGAACAGAUGAGAUUAUGGCGGAAGAGGAAGGGCACCCAUAUGCAUUUCAUGUUUCCGGGCCUCGAAAUGUGGCUUCUCCCAAUUGGAGAGAUCUAAUCAAUUCCAGUUGGAAGAAUGAGAACUACAAGAGAACUGUAAUUGCCUGCUUCAUUCAAGCAGUCUACUUGCUUGAGCUUGACAGACAAGAGAACAGAACUGAAGAGAGUGUUCUCGCUCCAAUGUGGUGGAUGCGCUUCAAGUACAAACUGACACAAACAUUGGUUGAUGAAAGAGACGGAUCAAUAUUUGGUGCAGUGUUAGAAUGGGACAGAACUGCAGCACUUGCUGAUAUGAUACUCGUCAGACCUAGUGGAGCACCUAAGGCUGUUUUAGCACUCCGAGGAACACUGCUCAAGGGCCCAACAAUUCGACGGGAUAUUGAAGAUGACCUCCGUUUUCUUGCUUGGGAAAGCUUGAAGGGUUCUGUUAGAUUCAAAGUAGCAUUGGAAGCAUUAAAAUCAGUUGCUGAGAGCUAUGGAAGCAGCAAUGUAUGCAUUGCAGGUCAUUCUUUGGGUGCUGGCUUUGCUCUCCAAGUGGGAAAAGCUUUAGCUAAAGAAGGAAUAUAUGUAGAAGCCCAUUUAUUUAAUCCUCCCUCAAUUUCUAUAGCCAUGAGCCUCAGGAAUAUUGGGGAAAAAGCUGGAUUUGCUUGGAAGAAACUUAAAUCGAUGCUUCCUUCAAAUUGUGAAUCUCAGGCCACUGAUAAUGUGGGGGACGAAACUUCCAGAGUAGGAUUGAGGAAUUGGGUCCCAAAUUUCUUCACGGAUAAAACUUCUAUAGGAUUGAAAAAAUGGGUACCACAUUUAUAUGUGAACAAUAGUGAUUACAUAUGUUGCUCUUACACAGACCCUGACGGACCGGAAGAUAAAAAUGCUAACAAAGAGAAUCUUGGUUGCACAAAUGCCACAAAUGGACAAGUUGCAGCAAAGUUGUUUGUCAUGUCAAAGGGAAAACAGAAGUUCCUUGAGGCUCAUGGCUUAGAACAAUGGUGGUCUGAUGAUGUGCAACUUAAAAUGGCUCUCCACAACAGCAAGCUGAUAAGCAGGCAGCUGAAAUCCUUGUAUAGCCUCCCAGCUUCACAAACAACACAGGUGCCGCAAUGACAAUUUGCUAAAUAUCUCGUUUCAAUCAUGAUAUAUUCAUUCUGCCUUCUGGUGUUGGUAAUUUGUAUCAGCUACAAACUGGAGAAAAAAAAACAAAAGGGAAUUCAUAUUCAUUAUUUGUAAAGAUUGGCUUUUUUCUAGCCUUGUUCAUCUCAUCAGUAAAUUUUUACUUACCUCAA
Manihot esculenta (cassava) is the source of this 1451-nucleotide messenger RNA. RefSeq names its product GDSL esterase/lipase At4g10955. Lineage: Eukaryota; Viridiplantae; Streptophyta; Magnoliopsida; Malpighiales; Euphorbiaceae. The transcript is spliced from 2 exons. The record is from RefSeq and is a predicted model, not a curated record. Bases 70 to 1272 code for a protein of 400 amino acids.